AGUACGUAGUAUUCGGACUUGUAGGUUCUUUUUGUAUUUUUACGGGAAUUGUCGCUCACCAGUCGCUCUGGAUAUCUAUUUUCGUCACUGCUCGUUUUACGUAUGCGAAAGUGUGAAAAGUACAUUAAUUAAACUUACAUUAAAAACUUAAUGAUAUAAAUGAUUACACGAAAAAACAAUGGUUUAAGUACAAUAGUAGUGGUACGUACAUUGCUAUUCACAUGUUUUUUGCAAUAUGUUCAGAAAAAUAUGUGAUAUUAGGGCAAUUGGGAAGUGUAACCUAAAAUAUGUAGAAGGGAGGAAAGAUUAUUACCGUAUACAAUAAAAUAUUCGAAUUAUAUAAGCAAUACCAAUGAUAUUGUCAUGGAAAGUCAUUCUGUUCAUUACAUGCAAGUAGCUCUUGAUUCUGAUGAUUUGUCAUUAAUCUCAGUUGGGCAAACAAAAUCUUGCAUAGAGAAUGUAAAGAAGAAACAAGAAGCAAUUUUAGGAAGUAAUACUAAAGGUGGCCUAGCCAAUCCUAGAGCAUUACUAUUUUUAAUACUAUGGUACAUAUUCAGUGGAUGUACGCUUUUUUUAAAUAAAUAUAUUCUUUCAUACAUGGAAGGUGACCCAACGAUAUUAGGCGCUUGUCAAAUGUUGAUGACAGCAGUCUGUGGUUUUAUACAAAUGUAUUUUCCUUGUGGUAUGUAUCAAGCAAGUCCUCGCUUAACAAGGCCACCUGGAUUUUAUAAACAUAUGACGUUAGUUGGAUGCACAAGAUUUAUGACUGUAGUUUCAGGAUUAAUUUCAUUGAAUUAUGUUGCUGUGAGUUUUACAGAGACUAUAAAAAGUAGCGCUCCUCUAUUUACUGUUUUUAUUAGCAAAUAUUUAUUAGGUGAACAUACAGGAUUGUAUGUUAACUUAUCAUUAAUUCCAGUUAUGGGUGGCUUAGCUCUUUGUUCAGCGAAUGAAAUAAGCUUUGAUUUGAGAGGAUUUGUCGCUGCUAUGGCUACAAAUUUAACGGAGUGCUUGCAAAAUGUAUAUUCAAAAAUGCUGAUUAGUGGCGAUAGUUUUAAAUACACUCCCGCAGAACUUCAGUUUUAUACGAGUUUAGCAUCGGUGGUAGUACAAAUUCCAGCAUCAAUUUUACUGGUAGAUUUUCCAACGUUAGAGCAUUCCUUCAAUAUGCAUCUUUUAACAGCAUUUAUUUUAAACGGUGUAUUUUUUCAUUUUCAAAGUAUUACAGCAUAUGUACUUAUGGAUUAUAUUAGUCCCAUAACACACAGUGUUGCUAACACUGCAAAAAGAGCUUUUUUAAUUUGGUUAUCUAUACUAUUGUUCAAUAAUCCAGUCACGGGUCUUUCUGCAUUAGGAACAAUUUUAGUAAUAACUGGAGUUCUGCUGUAUAAUAAAGCUCAAGAAUAUGAUAGAGUAAAAAAUAUGAAAUAUAGAUAUACAUCGAAAGUCAAUUUGCAGUGAUUGUUUCAGAAUUUUGUUAUAUCAAUGAAAAAAAAAUUUUCAAAUUAAGAAGAAAUUUAAAAUAGU
Molecule: messenger RNA, 1524 nt
Organism: Ceratosolen solmsi marchali
Lineage: Eukaryota; Metazoa; Arthropoda; Insecta; Hymenoptera; Agaonidae
Product: solute carrier family 35 member E2
Exons: 5
Coding region: 364-1458 (364 amino acids)
Source: RefSeq, a predicted model, not a curated record